This is a messenger RNA of Rotaria sp. Silwood1, 942 nucleotides long. The record is from the annotation of a GenBank genome assembly. Lineage: Eukaryota; Metazoa; Rotifera; Eurotatoria; Philodinida; Philodinidae.
AUGCUUGGUAUGAAAUUUUUAUUGAAUUUUAUUUUGUGCAAUUUAAUUUUUUCUAAACCUCAAAUCAAUUUUCACUAUACAGAUGUAGAAAAUGAAAAUGAAAUUAGUAAUGGAUUACGAUAUCAUUGUUUACGUGUUACUUUGACUAAUGAAGUUGGUAUGAAACGUGAAUUUAAAACUUAUUAUUGUAUCGAUAACAAAAUUGAUGAAGAAAAUUGUUGGCAACUUGAAAUAAAUGAAUGUAAUGAUAAUGAAUAUCAAUGUACCAAUGGACAAUGUAUAUCAGUUUCAUUUUUUCGAGAUAACAUCUAUCCUCCGGAUUGUCUUGAUGGUUCUGACGAAUAUUACAGUUUUCCGAGUGAACCUUGCAAAUAUGAUCCAUUAGCAGAUUAUAGUCAAACAGAACGAAAACGACCAAAUAUGUACCAAUGUAUUAAUUCGACAAAAUGUAUCUCAAUAAAUCGUCUUAUGGACGAUAAGUUUGAUUGUCCUCAAAAAGAUGAUGAAGAUAUGAAGCAAAUGAACAACGUCAACUCAACAAAACUCUUAAAACACUUUUUUACAUGUGAAAUUUCUAACAAAUUUAUCCAUUUAAUGCUUGUUAAAGAUGGAUUUUGUGACUGUCAUCUUCAUAAUCCAGAAUGGUGUGAAUAUGACGAUUUUCAUAUAUAUACGACUAGAAUGAAUAUUUCAUUUCAAUAUACUUGUAAUGGAUAUACUAAUAUGCAUCCAAUACUCAUCGAAGGUAAAAAUGAAACAGACGAAACAGAAUGUGAACAAUGGCCAUGUAAUAAUAUUUAUACUCGUUGUGAUGGUCUUUGGUUUUGUCUGAAUGGUGCAGAUGAAGUAGGCUGUAAUUCAUAUUCAACAUUAAAUUGUUCAACAACUGAACACAUAUGCGUCUCAUCUUCUACCGAUCAACUCAUACCCAGUGAAAAAUAA